GAGGAGGGUUGGGCCAGAACUCAUCAACAAACGAACGGCGGUGGGAACGGCAGACGAACAGACGGACGAACCAGACCUACUUGCAGCGACAUGGCAUCGACAUGGCAUGGUAUGGACACUACCACAAGCCCACGAUCCGACGAGAAAACAAACGAUUCGUCCGCCUCGUUCACCAUCCAGCAUGCUUUGUCGAAUCAGAAGAGACAAGAGAGCCUCGGACCGCCCACUGCAUGCAUGACAAGGCCAAAGAAAGCUGCCAGCACCGCACCGCCUGGGCGCCGCGCGGGCACCUUCUCAGUCGAGAGAUCGAGAGAUCGAGAGACCAUGCCAACCUCGCCAACCUCCCGGAUCCCUACCAAGCGUUUCUCAAGCCCUCGGCUUCCCCAAAAGGCUCUUGCCCUUUUUCGGAGUGUACAUCAGCCUUCUGCAGCUCGCUGCACACCUGAUUGGUACACCUCAGCCAUCACGCCUUGACCAAGGUUUGACCAUCCUGGGGACCUUGGGAGCUAAAAGCCGAGGAGCCUGUUCUUAUCGGCCAAGUUAGACAUUCUCCACUCACCGCAGUGCCGUGCCUGUUUCGCCCGCAGAGGGGAAUUGCGUCUUUCCCGGCAAUCCUCCGAUUGUUUCUGUCCCAUUUCGUAGCCUUCAGAGUGAGCCCAGAGGCAGGCAUUGGAUUUCGAAAAGCCUUCAACGUUCUUCCAGAAAAAAAAAGGAAAAAAAAAAGAAAAAAAAAAAAAGAAAAAAAAAGUCUCUACAAGGCAGGCAAGCAGGCAAGCCAAGCAGAAUAAGG
Molecule: messenger RNA, 790 nt
Organism: Neurospora crassa OR74A
Lineage: Eukaryota; Fungi; Ascomycota; Sordariomycetes; Sordariales; Sordariaceae
Exons: 1
Coding region: 91-474 (127 amino acids)
Source: RefSeq, a predicted model, not a curated record